AUGAUCAAUUACAACACAUACAUAAUAGUGUGGUUAGGGGUGAGCCAUACGUACGGAUACGGGAGUAAUGGGUGUCAAGAUAUCGAUGAUCUCCUGUCAGACGUAUACCGUUUGGGUGACACUCAGCGCCUGUGGCCCGAAGAGGACGAGGAGUUUCAACAGUACUGUCUAAAUUCCAUUGAGAACAGCGACAAAGUGAUCACAUACUUUGACACCGUAUACCCCCAUAAUCUACACAUACAGAUCAUCGUACGGCUAAUGGGCAGUGAACGGACCCGGCUGUUAAUGAAUCAGUGCAAAAAUCGCACCCAACGCGCUAAGGCUAUCAAAGUGUUUAAGGGCAUGAACACGGUCGUUGAACCAAUGGAGCGUGUUAAAAACGAAUACGUUAACAAGCUACUUUCAGCGAGUGAGCCAGAAAGUAAAGCGGGUUUCAAGGAGUUGCUAGUAUGGACAGAUCAGUACGAAAAGGAAUCAAUAAAAUUGCAGCCAAAUAAAAUGACCCAGGCGGUAUUGGCUGAAAUCCUAGCCGUUCACAAACGUCUAGUUAACUUUUAUCUGGCGAACGUACGCAUAACCAAACGAGAACGACCCGACACUAACCCGUGCCCACGCGAGUGGCGACCCUUUUCCAUACCAUACGCCCAAACGGCGGCAUUUAAUCGCGUUUUCUCCGCCACUAAACAUCACUAGUUUGUUAUGUUUUGAUAUGAUUUUGCAUUUUUAAUCUAUUUUUGUUGUUUAGGAAAUGUGUG
Molecule: messenger RNA, 755 nt
Organism: Medioppia subpectinata
Lineage: Eukaryota; Metazoa; Arthropoda; Arachnida; Sarcoptiformes; Oppiidae
Source: the annotation of a GenBank genome assembly